This is a messenger RNA of Danaus plexippus (monarch butterfly), 2917 nucleotides long. Its product is annotated as F-box/LRR-repeat protein fbxl-1-like. Gene Ontology annotation, biological process: SCF-dependent proteasomal ubiquitin-dependent protein catabolic process. Bases 131 to 2140 code for a protein of 669 amino acids. The record is from RefSeq and is a predicted model, not a curated record. NCBI's taxonomy places the organism in Eukaryota, Metazoa, Arthropoda, Insecta, Lepidoptera, Nymphalidae. Gene Ontology annotation, molecular function: protein binding. Gene Ontology annotation, cellular component: SCF ubiquitin ligase complex. The transcript has 3 exons.
AGCUUGUCAAUUUUUCAAUGUCAAAUUGAUAGUAGGAAGUGAUUUGAAAAUUCAAAUUCAAUUAAAACCAAAAUAAUUUAUAGAAUGUGAAUAAAAUUUCCAUAUAAUAACAAUAUAUCGGUUUAAAAACAUGGCAGCUAAUAAUCUCCCAUAUGAGGUCCUAGUUUAUCUUUUUAAAUAUUUACCAAAUUCUGACAGAAAGGCGGCUAGCGAAACUUGUCAAUCUUGGUAUCUCGCCGCUAAUGACUACUACUUUUUAAAAAACAAAACUCUUGUAUUUUAUAGAACAGACUUGCUAAAAGAGGCUUCACCACUGCAAGUAAUUGAAAAUACAAUAAUACCAUAUUACAAUUUUAUAUUCAAUGAGGUAGAACUGUCCCAAAAGACAAAUUAUUUUUGGGAAAAAAUUGGAGAAAACAUAAGAAGUUUGACAAUAAGAAAAUGUGAUAUUCAUGAAAAAACUAUUGAUUAUAUUUUAGAGAAAUGCACAAGCAUAGAAACAUUGAACAUACAAUGCUGCAAGGAACUCUUUAUGUCCGGAUGUCUAUUGGAGAAGACAAACGGUGUGAUAGCCAAUAGUUUUAAGAACUUGAAAAAUCUAAACUUGUCUGAAAACAAAUAUAUAACCGAUGCAUUAUUCUAUAGGUUUGUCAAAUCUGCACCAGAACUAGAACAUCUAUGUCUAUCAUUGUCCCCAAUACAAUUCCAUGCUGGAUUUGUUAAGAAAUUUUACUCGCAGACUACUAAUAUAUUUGAAAAUCCAUCAGAAAGUGUUUUCACCUUCUAUUUUGUACAACAGUUUAUAUUAUCGAGGGCGAAUAAAAUAAAAAAAUUAGUAUUUUCUAAUACCCUCAUUGAUGGCGCCGGUUUGAAGCAAUUGUCUGAAAUUCCUGAUUUAAUGCUAGAAAGUCUACAGUUAAAUACUUGUGACCAAUUGACAAAUGCUGGAAUUAUUUCUUUGGCUACACACCAACAUUCUUUGAAGGAACUAGAUAUUGGUCUCUGCACAAGAGUUACCGACCAAUCUUUGAUGUACAUAUGUAAUAAUCUUGUUAAUUUGGAAUAUCUGAAUAUACAGAGAUGUAGAGCCGUAACGGACUUAGGUAUUGCGGAAUUAAAUAAGCUUAAAAAACUGAAAAGGGUUAAUAUUUCUCAAUGUGAACUUAUCACAAAAGACGGCAUAAAAGUGGGAUUGUGUAGUGACGACGAAAAUCUCAUUAUGGAAGAGUUAGAUAUAAACUCAUUAAACAAUAUAGAACAAACCGGUGUUAUUAUGCUAUCGGAAAAAUUAAGGAACCUGACAUAUAUGGAUUUAAGCUUCUGUUUUAAUGCUGUGACGGACACAACCAUACAAGUGAUAUUUAGGAAUCAAAUAAAAUUACACACAUUAAAAAUAAACUACUGUGAUAAAGUGUCGGAUGUCGGCCUUACUGGGAUGGGGAAAGUGGAGUCAGAGGGUGACGAUGAUGGUCCCGUUAUGUCCAACUAUGGUGAAACUAAUUCACACAGCAGAAUACACCUAGGCUCUAGGGCUGAGGAAGAAAUAAUUCGCGACGCACAGAGGAAGCGAGAGGUGCAAAGAAUGUGUGAAAAAUUAACCAUGGACUCUUAUACCGGAUAUUCAUUGGCUCGCAUUAAAUCUCUUAGGGAAUUAAAUAUCAGCGGCUGUAAUAGAAUAACCGAUGUCAGUUUGAUAUACGCUUUCGCCUUCAAAGAACUCCAGAGUUUAAAUUUAAGCAGAUGUCAACAAAUUACUGUCGAUGGAAUCAAAUACCUUGUUAGAAAUUGUCCAAGCAUUGAAUAUUUAAACCUAAAUGAUUGUUACAAUUUAAAAGAUGAUGCCGUCAUUGAAAUCGUUAAAGGACUGCCGAGAUUGCAAUAUCUGGAACUCAGAGGUUGCAAUCAACUAACCGAUAAAACUUUGGAAGCUAUUCAGGAACAUUGCAAAAUACUAAAAGUAUUAGAUAUCCAGGGUUGUCACAAUAUAUCAACUGAGUUAGGAUGUGCUAUAGGUUCUUUGCCAACCCUGCAUACUGUAUUAAUGUCGAAACCGGGACCUUAUAUAACUGAUGGUGUCAAGAAUAGGGCUCCCGCACCACCCUUAUUACCGUCUUUGUUGAGAAAAUUAAGAUUACAUUAAGGCUAUGAUUAUAGUUAUUAUGUUUGUAUUUUAAAUGUUUCUUUCCAAUUUCUCUUAAAGUAAAGUUCUUUUAUAAUUUAACAGAAAUUAAUAUAUAAGUGUUAAAAAUAGUUGGGGCCGUAUAAAACCAUUAACGUCUAUAAAAAAAUUGUGAAAAUAAUUUAACAUAAUUAAAAAAUAGUCUCUAGUCAAAAAAUGUAUAAUUUUAGGUUUAUUGUAAGAGUGCGUGUUCACUAAGACAACAAGCUUAUAUAAAAUAAGACAAGUCGAUUAUAUUUGAUUUUUACAUGCCUUUUUUUCUAAAUUGGACAAUUUCGAAGACGAAUCUGGACAUAGUUGGCAAAUAGAUAAAAAACCAAUUAUUCAAGAAACGGCAAUUUAAACUCGGAUAUUUUAAAGUGGCCUUCUAAAUUUAAAUCAGUUUGAUUAUAAUUUUUCAUAAAAAUGGCGGCUGAUUCUAACCGUCUGUCAUCCAUCUGUUCACGCACUAAGUUAUUGUUUUACGACUUUAAUGCCUUGUGUUUUUGUCGACAAAAAUUUUACUUUUAUAAUUAUAAUUGUAUUUAAAGCAUUCUUACAUUUUAUUUAAAACACGUUGUACAAAUUUGUUAAUUUAUUUUUGUGAUUUAACAUUAUUUUAACAAAAAUCUUAGGUUGUGUACAAAAUGUCUUAUUUUAAUACGACGUACUUUGAAAUAUAUUUUGUUAGCUAUAUAUGUAUUAAUAACACCAAGAUCCUAGAUUGUAGCUGUGAUAACACUACUUAAAUAAAUCUUA